Messenger RNA from Mucor velutinosus, 1164 nucleotides. It is a transcript of the gene CTU1, whose product is annotated as cytosolic thiouridylase subunit Ctu1. Gene Ontology annotation, biological process: signal transduction; endocytosis; peptidyl-serine phosphorylation. Gene Ontology annotation, cellular component: nucleus; cytoplasm. NCBI's taxonomy places the organism in Eukaryota, Fungi, Mucoromycota, Mucoromycetes, Mucorales, Mucoraceae. The record is from RefSeq and is a predicted model, not a curated record. The transcript has 7 exons. The coding region runs from base 1 to 1164 and encodes 387 amino acids. Gene Ontology annotation, molecular function: ATP binding; protein serine/threonine kinase activity.
AUGCCUACUUCAUCUGCUGCAGCUGCUAGUCCAGGCAAUUCACAUAAUGUAGUUGGUGUACAUUACAAGGUUGGCAAGAAAAUUGGCGAAGGAAGUUUUGGCAUCAUUUAUGAAGGCAUCAAUUUGCUCAACAACCAACCCGUCGCUAUCAAGUUUGAACCUAGAAAAUCAGAUGCCCCUCAGCUUCGAGAUGAAUACAGAGCAUACAAGACACUAGCUGGAAUCACUGGUAUACCCACAGCCUACUACUUUGGUCAGGAAGGACUUCACAACAUCUUGGUCAUUGACUUACUGGGCCCUAGUCUCGAGGAUAUGUUUGACACUUGUGGUAGACGUUUCAGUGUCAAAACGACAGCCAUGCUCGCUAAACAGAUGUUGACGAGAGUUCAAACAAUCCACGAAAAGAAUCUUAUCUACAGAGACAUCAAACCAGACAAUUUCUUGAUUGGAAAGCCUGGCACAGAGACAGAGAAUCAGAUAUUUAUUGUGGAUUUUGGCAUGGCCAAAUUAUACAGAGAUCCCAAAACCAAGCAACAUAUCCCUUACCGUGAAAGAAAGAGUUUAUCUGGUACCGCUCGUUAUAUGAGUAUCAAUACUCAUUUAGGAAGAGAGCAAUCUCGUCGUGAUGAUCUCGAAUCCCUGGGCCAUGUUUUCAUGUACUUUUUGAGAGGUUCUUUGCCUUGGCAAGGCCUCAAAGCGGCCACCAACAAACAAAAGUAUGAAAAGAUUGGCGAAAAGAAACAGACCACUGCCAUCAAGGAUCUCUGUGAUGGAUACCCAGAGGAAUUUGGUAUAUACCUCCAGUAUGUACGUAAAUUAGGUUUCGAAGAAACCCCUGAUUAUGACUUUUUGCGUGGAUUGUUCAGUAAAGCCAUCGAAAAAGUGGGCGAACAAGACGAUGAUGUGUACGAUUGGAUGUUGCUCAACAGUGGAAAGGGAUGGCAGACAUUGUCUAAACGUAGUACUCGCCAGCAUACCACCAAUAAAAAGAUUGUCGAUCAAAAUGCUACUCGUACCAAAGACCAAUCUCAACGCCCUAUUCAGCAAGAACCUUCACAACAGCAGAAUCAGCAGCAGCAACAACAGUAUCAGCAACAAGAGCAACAAUAUCGCCCGAAAAAGCCUGGAUUUUGGAGCAAAUUAUCAUGCGGUUUAUGCCAAUAA